Messenger RNA from Stomoxys calcitrans (stable fly), 1413 nucleotides. RefSeq lists its product as uncharacterized. The transcript has 2 exons. The coding region runs from base 86 to 1183 and encodes 365 amino acids. The record is from RefSeq and is a predicted model, not a curated record. Lineage: Eukaryota; Metazoa; Arthropoda; Insecta; Diptera; Muscidae.
GACAGAAAGUAUUCGAAAUAACAAAAUUUUUGCAUUCAAAAACUAACAAAGAGUCUAUACGUCACUACAAAGUUUAUUUCCAUUCAUGCCAUACAAAAUGUCCUCCAAGGAAAAAUCUGCAAAAAAACAACAACAGUUACGUUCUGCAUCUUCCAGACACACCACAACGCCCACCGUGCAAAUUGAAACCGACACCAUAGCCAAAAUUCGAGCUUCUCGUUUUGCUCGCUCCUCUCGCUAUCCAAGACAUUCGAAAUUUCUGGCCAAAACCGAUGAGGAGCAAUAUCAAAUACGCAAAGCCCUCAAUGCCUAUGUGCGCGAGGAACUGCAGCUGCAGGGUAGAAAAACCUACUUCCAGCGUGUGUAUGUUUUGGCUCGAAAUUUCGAACCACCAGAGGAAAAUCCAAAUGACAAAGAAACAGUCUAUUCGGCAGCAAAGGGAGCAAGACAACGUGAUUUUCGAGUGUUUUUCCAAAAACAAAUGGAUCGCAUUUUCAAUGCUCUGGAGAAGAGUAAAUGCACCCAGGAUAUUUUGUCGGGUUUGUUCAUUUGCAUGGACACCUUCACAUAUCUCAUGAUUGAGGGCGAUGAGGAUAUGAUGGGUGAUUUCUUUUAUGAAAUGGCAGCUGUGCACGACAGCGUAUGGACAGAGUCCAAAGUGUUUAUGGUGGAGGACAAAAUUGGCGAGACCUAUUUUAGUGUCUUCCAUUGUCGUCGCUCACCCGUCAUCAACAUCAAUGAGAAGUUUCCUCCCUCCACCCCCAGUGAUGUCAAUUCAAUGAAGGUGCAGCAUUUCAAGAUAAAAGAAAAAAUGCUGCAAGUGGCUGAGACCUUUGCCCAUCACAUAAAACAGUGCGAUGAAAUCGAUGUAGAAAGCACUCUGCCGGCUGAUCCCUACAACAAACUGCUGCCCGAAGUACAACGCAUUGAAUUGGUACUCAAGUCGGAUAGAUUCUAUCACAAUGUCAAGGACUUUGCGAAAACCUAUCGCCUUAUACCCACACAUCAGGAUGAAGAGUCCCUCUUUUGGCCCAUACAAAACAACUACACACCCAUGGGAAUAUUCGAAAGAUCGCCAUAUGAUGUUAAUUUAACCUACAACGAUUAUGGCAAAGCGCAGCACGACAAUACUCAGCUACCGAGGCAAGAAGGCGAAGAGAAGCUUGACAAUGAAGAAAACUAAUCUGCCCCCAAACAAGAUCACCUACAUUCAGGCAUUUCAUAGAUAAUAAUUAAUUGUUGGCUCAAGGAGUUUUUGAGCUUUUCUAAACUUGGUAUUAAGCAUUUCCAUUGAAUUGUGCUUGGAAUUUGAAAUGUUAUGCAAGUUUUUGCCCAGCUAGUAGCUACUCCCAUGUGAAAAAAUUGUAAGAAAAAACAUACAGAAAAAAAAUCUAUCUUGAAAAAUCCUAUGUA